UCCCGUCACGUGAGCGGCAGCCCAGGGCAACAUGGCUGCGCCCAGCGGCAGCGUGCGGCUCUGAGGCUCCCGUUGGGCUCCUUUGGGUGCCGGUACCGGUGGCGAUGGAGGCCGGAGGCGGCGGGGACCCCCCCCGAGAACCCCCCCGCUCCCUGCAGGGGCUGCUGGAGAUGGCGGUGACGGCCGGAGAGCCCCAAAGGCCGCCCCGGGAGCCCAUGGGCGAGGAGCGGCAGCGGUGGCUGAGGGCGGCCGUGGCCGAGGCCAUGGGGGGCACCGGGGGGGAGCUGGAGGAGCUGCGGCGCUGCCUGGAUGUGCUGGGGGGGCCGUACCCGGAGGAGGAGGAACCCAAGGGGGGCCCGGGGGGGCCCGGAGCCCACGAGCAGGCCCUGGAGGAGCUGGCGGAGCUGUGUGAGAGCCUGGAUAAUGCUAAAGACUUCUGCUCCCUUGGGGGGCUGGAGGUGGUUGUGGGGCUGCUGCGCCCCCCCCUGCCCCCCCCGUUACGUGCAGGGGCCGCUCGGGUGCUGGGGGCUUGCGCUCAGAACCUGCCCGAGGCGCAGUUCCGGGCGCUGACGCUGGGGGCGCUGCAGCCGCUGCUGGAGGCGCUGCGGGGGGACCCCGACCCCGACCCCCGGGUGCCGAACCGGGCGCUGUUCGCGAUCUCCUGCCUGGUGCGGGGUCAGCCCCACGGCCUGGAGCAGUUUGAGCGCUUGGGGGGCCUGGAGGCGCUGGGGGGGGCCCUGCAGAGCCCCCACCCCCCCCUGCGGGCCCGGGCGGCCUUCGUGGUGCACAGCCUGCUGAGGGAGCACCCCCGGCUGCGCGAGCCCCUGUGCCGGGGGGGAGCCAUCGCCCGCCUGGGGGCGCUGCUGAGGACGGAGCACGAUGGGGCCCAUGAGCACGCAUUGGGGGCGCUCUGCAGUUUGGCCACAGACUUCCCAGAGGGGGUCCGGGAAUGCCGAGCCCCCCCCUUGGGGCUGGAGGAGCUGCUCCGGGAGCGCCGGGAGCUGCUGCGGGGCCGGGAGGAAUUCCAGGAGGAGCUGGAGCAUUGUGAGCGGCUGCUGCAGCUUUGCUUUGAGACCCCCCCCGAGGAUGGGGGCAUGGACCGGUGAUGGGGGCAGCCCCAAAUCCACCCCCCCCCCAGGGGUAAUAAAUGGUCCAAACCUG
Pezoporus occidentalis (night parrot) is the source of this 1161-nucleotide messenger RNA. RefSeq names its product HSPA (Hsp70) binding protein 1 (gene HSPBP1). The transcript has 7 exons. The record is from RefSeq and is a predicted model, not a curated record. Lineage: Eukaryota; Metazoa; Chordata; Aves; Psittaciformes; Psittacidae. Gene Ontology annotation, cellular component: endoplasmic reticulum. The coding region runs from base 105 to 1106 and encodes 333 amino acids. Gene Ontology annotation, molecular function: adenyl-nucleotide exchange factor activity.